UGAUAUCAUCAGAAUUAAGAAAUUAGAAGACAGCACCAAAUUGAAAACCCCAAAUUCAACAAAUGAACCCUAAUCAACUCUAACCACUUUUCAAUUCAAUUCAUCCAUUUCUAAAUAAUCACAACUUAUACACAAAGCACAAUCCUUCUUAUUCUUCUUCUUCUUCACCAAUGGAUCUACUGAAGCUCAACACCCACUACAAUCACACUCACUUCACCCAAUCCCAAUCUCAAUCACUCAUCAAUCACAAUUAUUGUUACUCAAUACGACACCGGGUUGCGAUAAAACUCAAUGUGGCAGCUCAUUCUACUGAGGACCCGAAAUCGGUGGCGACAAUUGUUGGAGAACCCAAGCCAGUGUACUCUUCUGUGAAGACAUUUGCGCCUGCCACUGUGGCUAAUCUCGGGGUUGGGUUUGAUUUUCUCGGGUGCGCUGUUGAUGGGCUGGGUGAUUUUGUGACACUUAGUUUGGAUUCUAGUGUUCGUCCGGGGUUUGUUUCGAUUUCUGAUAUUACUGGCUCUACGCGUAAACUUACUUUGAAUCCGUUAAAUAAUUGUGCUGGUAUUGCUGCUAUUUCUGUUAUGAAAAUGCUUAAUGUUAGGUCUGUGGGGGUUUCGCUUGUGUUGCAUAAGGGUUUGCCGUUGGGGAGUGGGUUGGGGUCGAGUGCGGCGAGUGCUGCCGCAGCUGCUGUGGCGGUUAAUGAGAUCUUUGGAGGGAGGUUGUCGGUUUCGGAGUUGGUUUUGGCGGGGUUAGAGAGUGAGAAGAAGGUGUCGGGGUAUCAUGCGGAUAAUGUGGCUCCGGCUAUAAUGGGGGGGUUUGUGCUGAUUAGGGGGUAUGAGCCGCUGGAUUUGAUUCAUUUGAAGUUUCCGGUGGAGAAGGAGUUGUUUUUUGUGCUUGUGACUCCGGAGUUUGAGGCGCCUACGAAGAAGAUGAGGGCGGCGUUGGCCAAGGAGGUGAGUAUGGCGGAUCAUGUGUGGAAUUCUAGUCAGGCGGGGGCACUUGUGGCCGCUGUGUUGCAAGGGGAUUUGAGGGGGAUGGGGAGUGCAUUGUCGUCGGAUAAGAUUGUGGAGCCGAAACGAGCGCCUUUGAUUCCGGGAAUGGAGGAUGUUAAGAAGGCAGCGUUAAAGGCUGGGGCGUUUGGUUGUACAAUUAGUGGUGCUGGGCCUACUGUUGUUGCUGUUACGGAUGAUGAGGAAAAGGGGAGGUUGAUUGGAGAUUGUAUGGUCCGGUCUUUUAUGGAGUUUGGGAAUUUGAAAGCUGCUGCUGUAGUGAAGCAACUUGAUCGUGUGGGUGCUAGGCUUAUCAGUACCACUCCUUUGUGAUUUAUCUGCACAUUUUAGGUAAUAAAACUGCAAGGAUUUCUAAUGACAUGAUUGAACUAGUGAUCUUUUUGUAUGUAGAAAGCGGGCACUUUAUCGGUAUGAAUUUUGUUUAGUGUGCUGCAGCUUGUUAGUGUUGUUGUUUUUGUGUUGAUUACAAUUACUGCAGAAGAUUUUACUCUCAAUAUUUUCAGUGCACGGGAUAUCUUUUUGCUUUC
This is a messenger RNA of Daucus carota subsp. sativus, 1537 nucleotides long. RefSeq names its product homoserine kinase. The record is from RefSeq and is a predicted model, not a curated record. Gene Ontology annotation, molecular function: ATP binding; homoserine kinase activity. Lineage: Eukaryota; Viridiplantae; Streptophyta; Magnoliopsida; Apiales; Apiaceae. The transcript has a single exon. Gene Ontology annotation, biological process: L-threonine metabolic process. The coding region runs from base 171 to 1322 and encodes 383 amino acids.